GGACUUUAGGACUUUAUUACGCCUCAGCAAAAUAGGUCAGCGUCACGGUAUGCAGUUGUGAGCUGACAUUGUCUUUGGGCGCACAAGAACGCCCAUUUGCGCACUCAGCUUCUCCUCAGGCGUCAAGACCGCCUUCUGCGAUGGCCAGCAGGGAAACGCGUGGUCGGAAGAAGGCAAAAUUGAAUCCGGCGGGCGAAGAUGCUGCUCUAGCUGGCCUCCCUUCCUUGGACGGCCCUGAAAUAGUCCUUGAACGGGAGGUGCUUCCAGAACCAGAGCGCAUGCAUGUGACCGAACCUGCCCCAAACGUUGAGGAGGACAUAGUGGACACUGCCACGCCACCUUCCUUGCGCAGGCGGGCCGGGAAAGCAGCGGUCAAUGACAAUAAACCUGGCGCCAGCGGGCAGCAUGCAGAGACCAGCUCCGAUGACGUUCCGGUUGGACCGGCACGCAAGAACAAUAAAGGCGGUGUGAGGAAAGACCAAGACGGGCGGAAAGGCAGAAGCGGCGCCACUGGGGGAGGGCCAGGCACCAGGGGUCGCCGGGCGGACAAGGGUUUGCCAGCGCCAGGCUAUGAGUUGCCACCCCGAGAAACUCCGCAGCGGAAGACUGGCCGCAGCCGCCGAUCACCACCACCCGCCCAAGUUCAGGGCCAUGACGAUGGCGGCUUGGAGGAAGAGGAUGCGCCGUUCAUGGACGCGGUGGUGAAGGUGUUCUGCACUCAUACAGAGCCCAAUUACUCGCUUCCAUGGCAACGCAAGCGCCAGUUCAGCUCCAACUCGAGCGGUUUCAUCAUCGGAGGGCGGCGCGUGCUAACCAACGCUCACAGUGUCGAGCAUCACACACAGGUCAAAGUCAAAAAGCGGGGCUCCGACACCAAGUUUCUGGCCACCGUUCUGGCGAUUGGGACCGAGUGCGACAUUGCCAUGCUCACGGUGGAGGACGACGAUUUCUGGGAAGGGGUGACGCCGCUCGAGUUUGGAAGCCUCCCCCGGUUGCAGGACUCUGUGACUGUCGUUGGGUAUCCGAUUGGGGGCGACACCAUCUCCGUGACGAGCGGGGUCGUCUCGCGGAUUGAGGUCACGUCGUACGCCCAUGGGAGCAGCGAGCUGCUAGGCGUGCAAAUCGAUGCGGCAAUCAAUGCUGGCAACUCCGGGGGGCCCGCAUUUAAUGAGUCGGGGAACUGCGUGGGCAUCGCAUUCCAGUCGCUGAAAAACGAGGACGCAGAGAACAUCGGGUAUGUGAUCCCGACGCCCGUGAUCAACCACUUCAUCACCGACUUUGAGCGCACGGGGGGCUACACCGGGUUCCCCAUCCUGGGGAUUGAGUGGCAGAAGAUGGAGAACCCGCAGCUGCGAAAAGCCCUGGGGAUGACGGAUCAUCAGAAGGGUGUUCGAGUCCGCCGAGUUGAGCCCACGGCACCCUCGGCCGAGCAGCUCCAGGCAUCGGACAUUCUGCUCAGUUUCGACGGCGUUGACGUGGCCAACGACGGCACCGUCCCGUUCCGGCGCGGCGAGCGCAUCGCGUUCUCGUACCUGGUGUCACAGCGGUACACGGGCGAGACGGCGCGGCUGACCAUCCUGCGCGAGGGGCGCGAGCACCAGGUGCAGGUCAAGCUGGGCAGCCACAACCGGCUGGUGCCAGUUCACACCGGGGGGAAGCCGCCCAGCUACUACAUCGUCGCAGGCCUGGUGUUCACACCGGUGUCGGUGCCGUACCUGGCGUCCGAGUACGGCAAGAACUUCGAGUUCGACGCGCCCGUGAAGCUGCUGGACAAGAUGAUGCACGUCAUGGCCGACGCGCCCGACCAGCAGGUCGUCGUCGUCUCGCAGGUGCUGGUAGCGGACAUCAACAUCGGAUACGAGGAAAUCGUGAACACGCAGGUGCUGCGCUUCAACGGCACGCGCGUCAACAAUCUGAAGCACCUGGCCGCCAUGGUCGAGGCCGCGACGGCGCCCUUCCUGCGCUUCGACCUCGAGUACGACCAGGUCAUGGUGCUCGAGACGGCCGCGGCCAAAGCCGCCACUCCCUCCAUCCUCAAAACGCACAGGAUACCCUCGGCGAGAUCAGAGGAUUUGAACGCAUAGUGGGGACUUGCGUGAGGACUUGCCUAGAGAGAGUCAAAUAUGCAUGCGUGCUUCCUUACAUGAUAACUGUCCCACAGAGCGUGCAUGAAACGGGACUUCAACCUGUUCUCCAAGUUCCCUGAAUUCGUGGUGCUGAAAGAGUCGCUUUUAUCAUCACGUGCA
Messenger RNA from Klebsormidium nitens, 2246 nucleotides. The record is from the annotation of a GenBank genome assembly. NCBI's taxonomy places the organism in Eukaryota, Viridiplantae, Streptophyta, Klebsormidiophyceae, Klebsormidiales, Klebsormidiaceae.